Struthio camelus australis is the source of this 1859-nucleotide messenger RNA. It is a transcript of the gene ANGPTL5, whose product is annotated as angiopoietin like 5. The record is from RefSeq and is a predicted model, not a curated record. Lineage: Eukaryota; Metazoa; Chordata; Aves; Struthioniformes; Struthionidae.
AAGAAGUGGUGUGUUGGCUGCUCUUUGUGCUGUACACAUUCCCAAAUAGUUAGCUCAGGGCUUCGGAGUGUGCAGUUCUUUCCACAGAAAUUCAAAACCCGUCAAAGCGUUUGCAUUUCUUCAAGUAAAAGAUGAUCCCCUUUCGGGUAACUUCAUUUGUUUGUCUCAGCAUUUUUUUCUUCAGCUGGGGAGAGACUGUGAUAAGUAAUGUCAAACCUUGUUCCUCCAAGGGCACAAGGAAUGUUGGAGCUGUGGAAGAACCACUCAAGGCAGAAGAGAAAAAUAAAUCUGCAGAUAUUUCAAAACAAAAAGAACAAUGCCUUGUACCAUGUGAUGUUCAAGCUAAAAUUUUACGAGGGGAAAAACAUUACAUGUGCAGAAAUUUGCAGAACUCUCUUGUUGAAUAUGCAAGAAGUACAAAAAAAAUGGUAAGAAACAUGAUGGAUGAUCAACAAUCUUCUUUGGAUUACCUUUCUAAUCAGGUGAAUGAACUCAUGAACAGACUACUUCUUUUGAAUGCAGAAGUUUUAAGAAAGCAUUUAGAUCCACUUCCUUACAAAGCAGUUCAAUCUCAUGGGCUGGAUUGCACUGAUAUUAAAGAUACCGUAGGUUCAGUUUCAAAAACUCCAAGUGGUCUCUACAUUAUCCAUCCAGAAGGAUCAAAUUAUCCUUUUGAGGUUUUGUGUGACAUGGAUUUUCAAGGAGGUGGAUGGACUGUGAUUCAGAAAAGAACUGAUGGAAUCAUUGAAUUUCGGAGAACAUGGUCUGAAUAUCUGGAUGGAUUUGGUGACCUAUCUGGGGAAUUUUGGCUUGGAUUGAGGAAGAUUUUUCAUAUAGUAAAUCAAAAAGCAACUAGUUUCAGUCUCUAUGUGGAUUUGGAAUCUGAAAAUGACAAGCAUGCUUACUCAUCAUAUGAUGGAUUUUGGAUAGAGGAUGAAGCAUGUUCUUUUAAAAUCCAUUUAGGGCGUUAUUCAGGAAAUGCUGGUGAUGCAUUUAGAGGAUACAGAAAAGAAGAUAAUCAGAAUUCAAUGCCUUUCAGCACAUUUGAUGUUGAUAAUGAUGGAUGCAGGCCAAUCUGCACUAUUAAAGAACAGCCUGUAAAGAGCUGCAGUAACUUCAGUGAUAAAACUGGAUGGUGGUUCAGCCAGUGUGGCCUUGCAAAUCUUAACGGUAUUCAUCGCUACACAGGUAGAUUCCUUGCGACUGGGAUUCACUGGGAUACGUGGACAAUGAACAAUAAACCAGUCAAAAUUAAAUCAGUUUCAAUGAAAAUUCGGAGAACCUAUAAUCCCUAUUUCAAUUAACCUAUGGAAAUAGAAAUAUAUCUCUUGCAGUUAUGUCGAAUAAUGUAUCAGGAUAACAUUAAUGCCUUUCCUUUUCAGUUAAACAGUUCAGUCUUAAAACUUUAUUAGCUAUUUCCAUAACAUAGUUACUAAUUUCCAUUAUGAAUUGUCAGCAUAGAUGUUUGUAGUGUUUCUACUUGAGCGAGAAGGGCCUAAGAAUAGAGUUUUGGAAUAAGGAUGGAGCUUAGAGUGUUUAUCAGCUUAUAUUCAGCUCACUCUCAGAGGCACUGGAAAAAUUGUAAAAAAACACAUCACUUGAUUUUACACUGAAAAAAGAGUAAUGUUGGAUUUUGAACAAAUUUUUUUAUGAUCUCUGCACAUCUGAAUUGCCAAGAAAUUGCAGCAUUCUUUUUUUUUUUAAAAGUCAUAUACCUGCUGUUUCUGUCAUCAUAUUUUGGAAAAAUACCUUUUCUUCACCUUAGCUUAAUUUUCCAUAACAAGCACUUCUUUCUAAACCCCUUCUCAGGCAAGAUACACUGACUUAUGUCAGCACAUAUGUAAGGUUCAAUAUACUCU